AUGGCUCUGGGCUGGGAGGACAUUGCUGCGGGUGCCGUGGCCUUUGCCACCGAGAGGGAUGGCUGUGCCAGGAGACCCAACGACGGCAAACUCACAGCCCCGGGGGCAGCUGGGGAGAGGCCGGUGACACCAGAGCUCCUGGUGAGCCCCAGCAGCCAGGAUGGGGACCUGGGCUCUGAGUGCCCUGAAGACAGAGGGAACUGGACAGGACGGCUGGAUUUCCUCCUCUCCUGCAUCGGAUACUGUGUGGGCCUGGGAAAUGUCUGGAGGUUCCCCUACAGGGCUUACACUAAUGGAGGAGGAGCUUUCCUGGUUCCUUACUUCAUCAUGCUGGCCAUCUGUGGGAUCCCCAUCUUCUUCAUGGAACUGUCACUUGGCCAGUUUUCCAGCCUGGGGCCACUCGCCGUCUGGAAGAUAAGCCCUCUCUUUAAAGGCGUUGGCAUGGGCACGAUCCUCAUCGUCUCCCUGGUGGCCAUUUACUACAACAUGAUCAUUGCUUACGUUCUCUUCUACCUCUUUGCAUCCCUCACAAGCGACUUGCCCUGGCAGCACUGUGGCAACUGGUGGAAUACCGAUCUGUGCCUGGACCACCACGUCAUCAAGGCAGGGAACAUCACCUUCCCUGUCAACACCACCAACACUGUCAGCCCCAGCGAGGAGUACUGGAGCCGGUACGUCCUGCACAUCCAAGGGAGCUCUGGGAUCGGAGAUCCUGGAAGGAUCCGCUGGAACCUGUGUCUGUGCCUGCUCCUUUCUUGGACUAUCGUCUAUCUGUGCAUCCUAAAGGGAGUCAAAUCCUCCGGCAAGGUCGUGUACUUUACCGCCACCUUCCCCUACCUCAUCCUGGUGAUGCUGCUUAUCCGUGGCGUGACCCUGGAGGGGGCCUGGAAGGGGAUCCGGUUUUACCUCACGCCCCAGUUUGAUCACUUGCUGUCUUCCAAGGUGUGGAUCGAGGCGGCCCUGCAGAUUUUCUACUCCCUUGGGGUAGGCUUUGGGGGCCUCCUCACCUUCGCCUCAUACAACACCUUCCACCAGAAUAUCUACAGGGACACCUUCAUAGUGACCUUGGGCAAUGCCAUCACCAGCAUCCUGGCAGGUUUUGCCAUCUUCUCUGUUUUGGGAUACAUGUCCCAGGAGCUUGGGGUCCCUGUUAACCAGGUGGCAAAGGCAGGUCCUGGCCUGGCUUUUGUCGUGUACCCCCAGGCCAUGACAAUGCUCCCCCUUUCUCCAUUCUGGUCUUUCCUGUUCUUCUUCAUGCUGUUAACCUUGGGCCUGGACAGCCAGUUUGCCUUCAUGGAGACCAUUGUGACAGCAGUGACAGACGAAUUUCCUUAUUACUUGCGGCCAAAGAAAGCUUCCUUCUCGGCUGUCGUCUGCAUCGCCCUCUUCCUGAUGGGGCUCAUCCUCACAACUGAGGGUGGAAUGUACUGGCUGGUCCUACUGGAUGACUACAGCGCUGGCUUUGGUCUCAUGGUGGUGGUGAUCACUACCUGCCUUGUGGUGACACGUGUCUAUGGUAUAAAGAGGUUCUGCAGAGAUAUCCACAUGAUGCUGGGCUUCAAACCGGGCCCCUACUUCAGAGCCUGCUGGAUGGUCCUGUCCCCGGCAACAAUGAUGGCUCUGCUGGUGUACAACAUCAUCAAGUACCAGCCCUCUCAGUAUGGCAGCUACCGCUUCCCUGCCUGGGCCGAGGUCUUGGGCAUUCUCAUGGGAGUCCUCUCCUGCCUGAUGAUUCCUGUGGGCAUGGUGGUGGCCAUACUCCAAGAAGAAGGGACGCUGUGGGAGCGCAUCCAGCAAGCCAUGCAUCCCACCAUGGACUGGGGCCCGUCGCUGGAGGAGAACCGGACCGGCAUGUACGUGGCGAGCCUGGCUGGCAGCCAGUCCCCUAAGCCGCUGAUGGUCCACAUGCGGAAAUAUGGGGGCAUCACCAGCUACGAGAACACAGCUAUUGAGGUGGACCGGGAGAUAGAGGAGGAGGAGGAGUCCAUGAUGUGA
This is a messenger RNA of Mesitornis unicolor (brown roatelo), 1995 nucleotides long. It is a transcript of the gene SLC6A7, whose product is annotated as solute carrier family 6 (neurotransmitter transporter), member 7. Gene Ontology annotation, biological process: sodium ion transmembrane transport. Bases 1 to 1995 code for a protein of 664 amino acids. Gene Ontology annotation, molecular function: L-proline transmembrane transporter activity. The record is from RefSeq and is a predicted model, not a curated record. Gene Ontology annotation, cellular component: membrane. The transcript is spliced from 15 exons. Lineage: Eukaryota; Metazoa; Chordata; Aves; Mesitornithiformes; Mesitornithidae.